Molecule: messenger RNA, 219 nt
Organism: Tilletiopsis washingtonensis
Lineage: Eukaryota; Fungi; Basidiomycota; Exobasidiomycetes; Entylomatales
Exons: 2
Biological process (GO): RNA splicing; spliceosomal snRNP assembly
Cellular component (GO): U2 snRNP; U1 snRNP; U5 snRNP
Molecular function (GO): RNA binding
Source: RefSeq, a predicted model, not a curated record
AUGAGUCAGUAUCUCAACACGCCCAAGUCGGAGCUCGAGCCGGAGCAGCUGCGCGCGUUGGAGGAGUACGAGACGAGCCAAGGCCCGCUGUCAGUGCUGCAGCAGAGCGUGCGCAACCACUCGCAGAUCUUGAUUUCGCUGCGCAACAACCGCAAACUGCUGGCGCGCGUCAAGGCGUUUGAUAGACAUUCGAACAUGGUGCUGGAGAAUGUAAAGGAG